Molecule: messenger RNA, 588 nt
Organism: Dufourea novaeangliae
Lineage: Eukaryota; Metazoa; Arthropoda; Insecta; Hymenoptera; Halictidae
Gene: Cisd2
Product: CDGSH iron-sulfur domain-containing protein 2 homolog
Exons: 4
Coding region: 2-400 (132 amino acids)
Biological process (GO): regulation of autophagy
Cellular component (GO): mitochondrial outer membrane; intracellular membrane-bounded organelle
Molecular function (GO): 2 iron, 2 sulfur cluster binding
Source: RefSeq, a predicted model, not a curated record
CAUGGAGCCAAUUGCACAUCUCGUGAAGACAUCUAUUCCCAAUUAUUUAGCUGGAUUACCAGUUCCAGAAUCUAUAGGAGGAUGGUUUCGACUGGGAGUACGAGACUGGAUUGCCUUAAUUCCACCGACUGCGUUGUUAGCUGGCAUUGGCUAUAUGUCCUACAAAGCAUUUUGUCCGUUAGCUAGAGGCCCGCCCAGUGGACGUGUCAACCAUAGUGUAAAACUGGAUGUGAAUAAAGUAGUAGAUUUUGUGGAUAUAGAAGAUAUCACAGAAAAAGCUGUGUUUUGUCGGUGUUGGAGAUCUAAGAAUUGGCCAUAUUGUGAUGGCGCUCAUGGACCCCACAAUCAAGAACAGUGUGACAAUGUGGGUCCCCUUGUAGUUACAAAGAAGAAAAACUAAUCUAAAUGAGUGAAUACACAAACAUCUAAAAGUAUGUACUUGCCAUUUGCAAUGUUACUAAUAAUUUAUACUAAUAUUCCAACAAUCAACACUGUAGACACCUCAUAUAGAAGAUAACGAUAUAUUAUGGAAAUUAUCCAUAGUAACUGAACCACAAAACUACAAAAAGAACAAUACUAAAUACCAUA